UGCAUAAACGCGAGUGUGAGAGUGCGCGCCUCCUGGGGCAGCCUUGCGACCAUGUUUCUCCUCACUCCGGUCUUGGUGGCAGUUGUCUGCGUCGUGAUUGUAUGGGUCUUUAAGAGUGCCGACGGAAACCUGGAGAGAAGGAAGGAGGAGGCUCAAGCUCGGCCCUGGGGAGAUGAAGAUCUGAAAGACAGCACGGACCACCUUCCAGUGGAGGAAGAUGCUGAUGAAUGGCAAGAGUCAGAGGACUGUGUGGAGCACAUCCCGUUCUCUCACACCCGGUACUCAGAGCAAGAGAUGAAGACGCGAGCUCGGGAAUUCUAUGAGCUCCUCAGUAAGAGGCGCUCCGUCAGGUUCAUCAGCAGAGAGCAAGUCCCAAUGGACGUCAUUGAAAACGUCAUCAGAACAGCAGGAACAGCUCCAAGCGGGGCCCACACGGAGCCCUGGACCUUUGUGGUGGUGAAGGACCCAGACAUGAAGCAUAAGAUCCGAGGGAUCAUCGAGGAGGAGGAAGAGAUAAAUUACAUGAAAAGGAUGGGAGACCGGUGGGUCGCAGACCUGAAGAAACUGAGAACCAAUUGGAUUAAGGAAUACUUGGACACUGCCCCAGUUCUGAUUCUCGUUUUCAAGCAAGUCCACGGCUUUGCUACGAACGGAAAGAAAAAGGUCCACUACUACAAUGAGAUCAGUGUGUCCAUUGCCUGUGGCCUCCUGCUGGCCGCGCUGCAGAAUGCAGGGCUAGUGACAGUUACUACCACCCCCCUCAACUGUGGUCCUCGUCUGAGGGUGCUCUUGGGCCGCCCCUCACAUGAAAAGCUGCUUGUUCUGCUUCCUGUGGGGUACCCUAGCAGAGAGGCCACAGUGCCUGACCUCAAGAGGAAAGCUCUGGACCAGAUCAUGCUGGACCAUUAAUAAGAGGAAGUUGUUGUAAGCUGGUGUCUGAGAGAAGGAAGGUCUUUCUUUGCUCUGAAAUAGAAUGAGACUUCACAGGAAGCAGCAGCUUCAGCCCUGAGGCCCUUUGAAAGAUCUGCAAGUUUCCAACAUCUCCACAAAUCUUCAGUUUCCUCUGCAUGCUUUCCCUCCCUUCACUUGUGAUAACUAUGUGUCCCUGGGGCUUCACUGAAUGAGGUUUCUUUUAAUGCUAUUGUGGCUUUAGUAGACCCUCGUGGGUGGGGUUAGGAACCAAUUGUUGUACAGCUUAUUGUUAUAUUGAACAAAGUUUCUCUGUGUUCUAAAUAUCAGAAUAAUAAACAUACUUUCUUGUCACAGUAUAAACAACA
This is a messenger RNA of Psammomys obesus (fat sand rat), 1277 nucleotides long. RefSeq names its product iodotyrosine deiodinase (gene Iyd). The record is from RefSeq and is a predicted model, not a curated record. Gene Ontology annotation, molecular function: oxidoreductase activity. Lineage: Eukaryota; Metazoa; Chordata; Mammalia; Rodentia; Muridae. The transcript has 6 exons. The coding region runs from base 52 to 909 and encodes 285 amino acids. Gene Ontology annotation, biological process: thyroid hormone metabolic process.